Pan troglodytes (chimpanzee) is the source of this 6246-nucleotide messenger RNA. RefSeq names its product Abelson helper integration site 1 (gene AHI1). Gene Ontology annotation, biological process: motile cilium assembly. The record is from RefSeq and is a predicted model, not a curated record. Gene Ontology annotation, molecular function: protein binding. Gene Ontology annotation, cellular component: ciliary basal body. The coding region runs from base 208 to 3333 and encodes 1041 amino acids. Lineage: Eukaryota; Metazoa; Chordata; Mammalia; Primates; Hominidae. The transcript is spliced from 20 exons.
GCCGCGGCUUGCUCUCAGGACACGGGUCGCUGGCGGGUUAGGUGGCUGCGUGGCCGCCUCACUUCGCGCACGCGCCGCUAGGCUGGGGGAGUUGAUUUGCACUGCUCCGGGUGUCGGCUCCGGCGGGACGGGCGGUUCUGCGUACCCCUCUCCGAUCCUGAUUGAGUCAAUGCUUUGCAUUCUCAGUCCUCUGCAUAAAGCUGAGAGAUGCCUACAGCUGAGAGUGAAGCAAAAGUAAAAACCAAAGUUCGCUUUGAAGAAUUGCUUAAGACCCACAGUGAUCUAAUGCAUGAAAAGAAAAAACUGAAGAAAAAGCUUGUCAAGUCUGAAGAAAACAUCUCACCUGACACUAUUAGAAGCAAUCUUCACUAUAUGAAAGAAACUACAAGUGAUGAUCCCGACACUAUUAGAAGCAAUCUUCCCCAUAUUAAAGAAACUACAAGUGAUGAUGUAAGUGCUGCUAACACUAACAACCUGAAGAAGAGCAUGAGAGUCACUAAAAACAAAUUGAGGAACACACAGUCAGCAACUGAAAAUCCUAAUGGUGAUGCUAGUGUAGAGGAAGACAAACAAGGAAAGCCAAAUAAAAAGGUGAUAAAGAUGGUGCCCCAGUUGACUACACAAGACCUGAAACCGGAAACUCCUGAGAAGAAGGUUGAUUCUACACACCAGAAAACACAUACAAAGCCACAGCCAGGCGUUGAUCAUCAGAAAAGUGAGAAGGCAAAUGAGGGAAGAGAAGAGAAUGAUUUAGAAGAGGAUGAAGAAUUGAUGCAAGCAUAUCAGUGCCAUGUAACUGAAGAAAUGGCAAAGGAGAUUAAGAAGAAAAUAAGAAAGAAACUGAAAGAACAGUUGACUUACUUUCCCUCAGAUACUUUAUUCCAUGAUGACAAAUUAAGCAGUGAAAAAAGGAAAAAGAAAAAGGAAGUUCCGGUCUUCUCUAAAGCUGAAACAAGUACAUUGACCAUCUCUGGUGACACAGUUGAAGGUGAACAAAAGAAAGAAUCUUCAGUUAGAUCAGUUUCUUCAGAUUCUCAUCAAGAUGAUGAAAUAAGCUCAAUGGAACAAAGCACAGAAGACAGCAUGCAAGAUGAUACAAAACCUAAACCAAAAAAAACAAAAAAGAAGACUAAAGCAGUUGCAGAUAAUAACGAAGAUGUUGAUGGUGAUGGUGUUCAUGAAAUAACAAGCCGAGAUAGCCCGGUUUAUCCCAAAUGUUUGCUUGAUGAUGACCUUGUCUUGGGAGUUUACAUUCACCGAACUGAUAGACUUAAGUCAGAUUUUAUGAUUUCUCACCCAAUGGUAAAAAUUCAUGUGGUUGAUGAGCAUACUGGUCAAUAUGUCAAGAAAGAUGAUAGUGAACGGCCUGUUUCAUCUUACUAUGAAAAAGAGAAUGUGGAUUAUAUUCUUCCUAUUAUGACCCAGCCAUAUGAUUUUAAACAGUUAAAAUCAAGACUUCCAGAGUGGGAAGAACAAAUUGUAUUUAAUGAAAAUUUUCCCUAUUUGCUUCGAGGCUCUGAUGAGAGUCCUAAAGUCAUCCUGUUCUUUGAGAUUCUUGAUUUCUUAAGCAUGGAUGAAAUUAAGAAUAAUUCUGAGGUUCAAAACCAAGAAUGUGGCUUUCGGAAAAUUGCCUGGGCAUUUCUUAAGCUUCUGGGAGCCAAUGGAAAUGCAAACAUCAACUCAAAACUUCGCUUGCAGCUGUAUUACCCACCUACUAAGCCUCGAUCCCAAUUAAAUGUUGUUGAGGCAUUUGAAUGGUGGUCAAAAUGUCCAAGAAAUCAUUACCCAUCAACACUGUACGUAACUGUAAGAGGACUGAAAGUUCCAGACCGUAUAAAGCCAUCUUACCGCUCUAUGAUGGCUCUUCAGGAGGAAAAAGGUAAACCAGUGCAUUGUGAACGUCACCAUGAGUCAAGCUCAGUAGACACAGAACCUGGAUUAGAAGAGUCAAAGGAAGUAAUAAAGUGGAAACGACUCCCUGGGCAGGCUUGCCGUAUCCCAAACAAACACCUCUUCUCACUAAAUGCAGGAGAACGAGGAUGUUUUUGUCUUGAUUUCUCCCACAAUGGAAGAAUAUUAGCAGCAGCUUGUGCCAGCCGGGAUGGAUAUCCAAUUAUUUUAUAUGAAAUUCCUUCUGGACGUUUCAUGAGAGAAUUGUGUGGCCACCUCAAUAUCAUUUAUGAUCUUUCCUGGUCAAAAGAUGAUCACUACAUCCUUACUUCAUCAUCUGAUGGCACUGCCAGGAUAUGGAAAAAUGAAAUAAACAAUACAAAUGCUUUCAAAGUUUUACCUCAUCCUUCUUUUGUUUACACGGCUAAAUUCCAUCCAGCUGUAAGAGAGCUAGUAGUUACAGGAUGCUAUGAUUCCAUGAUACGGAUAUGGAAAGUUGAGAUGAGAGAAGAUUCUGCUAUAUUGGUCCGACAGUUUGACGUUCACAAAAGUUUUAUCAACUCACUUUGUUUUGAUACUGAAGGUCAUCAUAUGUAUUCAGGAGACUGUACAGGGGUGAUUGUUGUUUGGAAUACCUAUGUCAAGGUUAAUGAUUUGGAACAUUCGGUGCGCCACUGGACUAUAAAUAAGGAAAUUAAAGAAACUGAGUUUAAGGGAAUUCCAAUAAGUUAUUUGGAGAUUCAUCCCAAUGGAAAACGUUUGUUAAUCCAUACCAAAGACAGUACUUUGAGAAUUAUGGAUCUCCGGAUAUUAGUAGCAAGGAAGUUUGUAGGAGCAGCAAAUUAUCGGGAGAAGAUUCAUAGUACUUUGACUCCAUGUGGGACUUUUCUGUUUGCUGGAAGUGAGGAUGGUAUAGUGUAUGUUUGGAACCCAGAAACAGGAGAACAAGUAGCCAUGUAUUCUGACUUGCCAUUCAAGUCACCCAUUCGAGACAUUUCUUAUCAUCCAUUUGAAAAUAUGGUUGCAUUCUGUGCAUUUGGGCAAAAUGAGCCAAUUCUUCUGUAUAUUUACGAUUUCCAUGUUGCCCAGCAGGAGGCUGAAAUGUUCAAACGCUACAAUGGAACAUUUCCAUUACCUGGAAUACACCAAAGUCAAGAUGCCCUAUGUACCUGUCCAAAACUACCCCAUCAAGGCUCUUUUCAGAUUGAUGAAUUUGUCCACACUGAAAGUUCUUCAACGAAGAUGCAGCUAGUAAAACAGAGGCUUGAAACUGUCACAACGGAAUCUCACUCUGUCGCCCAGGCUGGAGUACAGUGGCACGAUCUCAGCUCACUGCAAGCUCUGCCUCCUGGGUUCACGCCAUUCUCCUGCCUCAGCCUCCCGAGUAGCUGGGACUACAGGCGCCUGCCACCACGCCCGGCUAAUUUUUUUUUAUAUUUUUAGUAGGCUUUUUGUAUUUUUAUUAGAGACGGGGUUUCACCGUGUUAGCCAGGAUGGUCUCGAUCUCCUGACCUUGUGAUCCGCCCACCUCGGCCUUCCAAAGUGCUGGGAUUACAGGCAUGAGCCACUGUGCCUGGCAGAAAAAUGUUUUUUAAGAAAUGAAAUCAAACGCAAGAGAGAAGCAAAUUGAUAACUUAUUAUAAAAAAAUUUACUUUGAAUUAUUACCUUAUUUAGCUUUUAGCAUAUCUUUUCUUUUUAAAAUUAUUUAGAGAAUAUGUCUGCUUUGAUAUUGAGGUAGAUAGAAGCUGCAUUUGGAAAUGAAAGUUUUGCUUUGGUUUUUGAAAACCAUUAUUUUUCCUUUGUUGAGAGAAUUCACUGAAUUUAUUUUUCUGAUGCUAUCUGCAAUGUAUUUUCUUUCAGAAUGUACAUAGUAUGUAUGGGAAUAAAAUCAAAGUGUCGUCUUUAUUCCCAUGGCAGCCUCAUUCUGUAUUUUGCAAACAUUUAGGUUGACUGAAUUCCCACCUUUUGUCAUUAUGCCUUUUCUCUUGUUUCUUGCCAUUUAUUUCAGUAGACCCCAAAUUCCUUUUUUUAUUUAUUUUUUAUUACAAUAGGAAUGUUUUUCUAAUAAAUUAUGGUACAGGUUUAGGGUGUAAUUUUUGUGGGGUAUGUGUGAGUGAAUUGCAUAAUAAAUUCAGUUCAGCAGGUAUAUAAUAGAUGUUUAGGCAUUAAUGAGUAAAAGAUACAAAAAAUAGAUAAUUGUCGGUUAUUGGGAGCAUUACCAUUUAGUCAUAAUAUAAAUCACUUAAUUAUUUCAUAAUUAGCAUACUUGACUGCAUGUUGCUGCCACAACAAUACCUAACAGCAUUCUGCAACCCAGGUAAGACUUCACGGGUAUCUUGAGAGCAUUGGUAAAUCUCAUUCUAAGUUUUCAGAUCCAGAAAUUUGAUUUUAUCAGUGCAUCCAGGGUUGCUUAGAAUCUGUAGUAUCUAUUAAGAUUAAUCAGUCCUAGAAAAAGUUGAUUAAUAAAUGAGAAUCCAUGAAAAUACACCUUGUAAUAUAAUAAAAGGUAGACCAUUCUGGCAGCCUGAACACUCAAGAUCUCAUCCUGUCUAAAUUUAACCUGAAGCCCAGGCUAAUGAUCACAGAGUUGAUUGCUAAGUAGAGCCAUAGGAGUAUGGAUUGAAUGGGUUUGAAAAUGUUUUAUGCCAAUUUUGAAAAAAGAUUAAUUUUCUCUACCCCACAGGAGAUACCACCGUAUAUAUUGAUUAAUGAUAACUAACAUGUUUAAUUAUUAGUAAUAAUUGAUAUAUUUCUGGCACUGUGCUAAAGGCUUUACAUUUUAUUGUAUUUAAUUCUCAAACCAUCCUAUAGGGUUGAGUAUUAUUCCCAUUUUCCAGAAGAGGAUUUUGAGGCUUACAGAGAUCAAGCCACAUAACCAAGAUCACACAAGUAGUAAGCACUGGAGCUGGGAUUCAGCCCAGGUAGUUGGACUCCCGUGUCCACAGUCAGUUUAACUGUCUCCUUUUAGUGACUGAAUUACUGAUAUGCUUUAGAUACAGUAUCUGGCUCUUAGAAAUUUAUAGAUAAAAAAAUUAAUAGGUAUUCCAGAUUUUGAGCAACUGUGGAUGCACUGAUAAAAUCAAAUUUCUGGAUCUAAAAACUUAGAAUGAGAUAUACCGAUGUUCUCAAGGUACUGUCCACCUCUGAGGUCUUACCUAGGUUGCAGAAUGCUUUUAGGUAUUGCUGUGGCAGCAACAUGCAGUCAAGUAUGCUGAUAAAUAAUUAAAUGAUUUAUAUUAUGACUAAAUGGUAAUGCUCCCAAUAACUGAGAAGUAUCUAUUUUUUUCAGUUCUUUUUUUUUCUAAACUCCAUGUUGAUUAUGACCAUUUUUCACUAGCACUGUACUAGGCUAAUGCUAUAUGCUGGCUAACUCCUAAUUGGACUGGACUUGAGUAUUUUUUUUUCUUUUUCUUUUUCUUUUUCUUUUUUUUUUUUUUUUUUUUUGAGUUGGAGUCUCACUCUGUCGCCCAGGCUGGAGUGCAGUGGUGCAAUCUUGGCUCACUACAACCUCCACCUCCCGGAUUCAAGUGAUUCUCCUGCCUCAGCCUCCCGAGUAGCUGGGACUACAGGUGCACGCCACAACGCCUAGCUGAUUUUUGUAUUUUUAGUAGAGAUGGGGUUUCACUACGUUGGCCCAGGAUGGUCUCGAUCUCUUGACCUUGUAAUCUGCCUGCCUCGGCCUCCCAAAGUGCUGGGAUUACAAGGCGUGAGCCACCGUACCCGGCCAGACUUGAGUAUUUUUACUCUCUCCUUAGCAGCAGAUUGUCAAAUUGUCCAUAAUACAUCGACUUUUACUAGUUUCUCUUUCAAAAUGAUCUUUUCUUGGCCUUGUACCAUGAAUUGUACAGAGUUCCUUUCUGUAGCUCUUUCAAUAAUAGUCAUAUAUUUUAUCAUUUAGUAGUAUUUACUAUUUAAUAUUAGAUUUCAUCUGAUACAAAUAAUAUGGGAAUGAUAGUUAUGGCUAUUUUUAUUUAUAGAGAUAAUUAUAUAUUGCAUUUAACUCAGCAUGUGUCUUUUACACCUGUUAGUGUUCUAGUAUAGAAUUUUAUUCUAUUGAUUGAAGAGCAAGUUUUUCUUGAGGCAGAUAACCUGUGAGCCCUCGGGAGUCUCACAGUGCCAUUUGUUUGGGCAAGUUAGAUUUACCUGGAACAUGUCAUUAAGUCUCUUUCAUUGGAAACAAUGCAGAGUGACAACGGCAGGAUAAUGGAUAAAGAAACUUCCAAAUGCUGAUUUAGGUUAUUAGAAGAUAAACAUCUGAGUGUUUUGAAAACAGUCAAUAUUUAAUGAAAUUAUGAAUACUUCCUUAUUUUAUUGUGUUUCUUUUAGGAGGUGAUACGUUCCUGUGCUGCAAAAGU